Molecule: messenger RNA, 3626 nt
Organism: Tilletiopsis washingtonensis
Lineage: Eukaryota; Fungi; Basidiomycota; Exobasidiomycetes; Entylomatales
Exons: 15
Coding region: 203-3502 (1099 amino acids)
Biological process (GO): nucleosome organization; regulation of transcription by RNA polymerase II
Cellular component (GO): chromatin; nucleus
Molecular function (GO): ATP hydrolysis activity; ATP binding; nucleosome binding
Source: RefSeq, a predicted model, not a curated record
CUCCCGCCUCUCGGCGCCGACACCGCACGCGCAUCUCGCUCCCUCACUCACUCGCGUGUGCACCUCUGCUCUGCCCGCUGCUUGCUAGGCCGCUCCUCUCGCCAGUGCCGCGGCUGCCUCCACCUCGGCCCCUCGCACUUCUUCCUGCGCGUCUCUGCUGCACCUCCUCGCGCCGCGCGCCGCCGCCGCACCGCGCGCCAGCAUGGCCAUCAACGGCUCCGCCAAGCCGGCGUCGGCCGUGCCGCCGGCGCUGCAGCUGCCCGACGACGACACGGACAAGCUCUCCGACUACGUGCCCAUCUCGGGCGAGAUGUCGCGUGCGCCCACCGCCAGCGCGUCGCACUCCAAGGCUGCGUCCGAGGAGGUCAGCGGCGGCGACGAGGACGACGAGCUCGACGAGGAGCCCGACACGUCAGCCGUCGUGAGCCCGUCAAAGAAGACGGCGCGCCAGCUCGAGAAGGAGCGCGAGAAGGCCGAGCGCCGCGAGGCACGCGGCGCCGAGCGCUCCGUGCGCCAGGGGCAGAACUCGGCACUCGAUUCGACGCGCGAGGAGAUGGCGAAGAGCAAGCUGGCCGACAGCAUGAAGCGCUUCUCCUACCUCCUCGGCCAGACGGAGCUCUUCCAGCACUUUAUCGACAUCAAGAAGGAGCGCGACCCCGAGUUCCGCCGCCUGCUCGAGGAGAGCCAGGCGAAGCGCAGCCGCGGCAAGGGCAAGAAGGCCGCCGGCACCGAGGGCGGCACGCGCCGCCGCAAGACGGAGAAGGAGGAGGACGAGGAGCUGCUGGGUGCCGGCGACGAGGAGGACGAGGACGCGUUCGUGUUUGACGAGAGCCCGAGCUACGUCAAGGGCGGCACCAUGCGCGACUACCAGGUGCAGGGCCUCAACUGGAUGAUCUCGCUCUUCCAGCACGGCAUCAACGGCAUCCUGGCCGACGAGAUGGGCCUCGGCAAGACGCUGCAGACCAUCUCCUUCCUCGGCUGGCUGAAGUUCUACAAGGACAUCCCGCGCUUCCACCUCGUCGUCGUGCCCAAGAGCACGCUCGACAACUGGCGCCGCGAGUUCGAGCGCUGGGUGCCCGGCUUCAACGUCGUUGUGCUGCAGGGCACGCAGGAGGAGCGGACCCACUUGAUCCAGGAGCACCUCAUGCCGCAGAACUUCGACGUGCUCCUGACCACCUACGAGAUGUGCCUGCGCGAGAAGUCGGCACUGAAGAAGCUCUCGUGGGAGUACAUCGUGAUUGACGAGGCGCACCGCAUCAAGAACGUCGACUCGAUGCUCAGCCAGAUCGUCCGCGCCUUCAACAGCCGUUCGCGCCUGCUCAUCACGGGCACGCCGCUGCAGAACAAUCUGAUGGAGCUGUGGAGCCUGCUGAACUUCCUGCUGCCGGACGUCUUCUCGAACUCGGAAGACUUCGAGUCGUGGUUCAAGGGCAAGGGCGACGAGGCGCAGGACCAGGUGGUGCAGCAGCUGCACAAGGUGCUGCGGCCCUUCCUGCUGCGCCGUGUCAAGGCCGACGUCGAAAAGAGCCUGCUGCCGAAGAAAGAGAUCAACAUCUUCGUCGGUCUGACGGACAUGCAGCGCAAGUGGUACAAGUCCAUCCUUGAGAAGGACAUCGACGCCGUCAACGGCGUGGGCGCGAAGCGCGAGGGCAAGACGCGGCUGCUCAACAUCGUCAUGCAGCUGCGCAAGUGCUGCAACCACCCAUACCUCUUCGACGGCGCCGAGCCGGGCCCGCCGUACACGACCGACGAGCACCUCGUGUACAACUCGGGCAAGAUGAUGAUCCUCGACAAGCUGCUGCGCUCCAUGAAGGAGAAGGGCAGCCGCGUGCUCAUCUUCAGCCAGAUGAGCCGUGUGCUCGACAUCCUCGAGGACUACUGCAUGUUCCGCGAGUACCAGUACUGCCGCAUCGACGGCAACUCGGCGCACGAGGACCGCAUUGCUGCCAUCGACGACUACAACCGGCCCGGCAGCGAGAAGUUUGUCUUCCUCCUCACGACGCGCGCCGGUGGCCUGGGCAUCAACCUGACCACGGCCGACGUCGUGGUGCUCUUCGACUCGGACUGGAACCCGCAGGCCGAUCUGCAGGCGAUGGACCGCGCGCAUCGCAUCGGUCAGACGAAGCAGGUCUACGUGUUCCGCUUCGUCACCGACUCGUCGGUCGAGGAGCGCAUCCUCGAGCGUGCGGCGCAGAAGCUGCGCCUCGACCAGCUCGUCAUCCAGCAGGGCCGGACUCAGCAAGUGGCCAAGGCGCAGCAGAACAAGGACGAUCUCGUCGACAUGAUCCAGCACGGCGCCGAGAAGAUCAUCAACUCGGACGCGAAUCUCAUGAUCGACGCCGACAUCGACGCCAUCAUCGAGGAGGGCGCCGAGCGCACGUCGAAGCUGCAGGACAAGUACUCGUCGCUGAACCUCGACGAUCUGAACAACUUCAAGUCGGAGACGACGCUCGAGUGGGAGGGCCAGGACUUCUCGGCGAAGAACAAGCUCAAGAAGGGCAUCUGGAUCGAGCCGAGCAAGCGCCAGCGCAAGGAGAACUACCACGUCGACUCGUACUACAAGGAGGCGCUGCAGCAGACAAAGAAGCCCGUCGUGCCGCGCGCGCCGCGUGCGCCGAAGCAAAUCAGCGUCAACGACUGGCAGUUUUACCCAUCGGAGCUGCUGGAGCUGCAGCGGCGCGAGACGGCGGCGUACCAGCGCAGCGUCGGCUACAAGGUGCCGCUGCGCGAGGUCAAGGAGGGCGAGGACGCGUCGGAGGCCGAGGAGGAGCGCAAGACGGAGCAGGAGUUCAUCGAGUCUGCCGAGGCGCUGACGGAGGACGAGGUGACGCGCAAGGAGGAGCUUGCCGAGCAGGGCUACACCAACUGGAGCAAGCGUGACUUCCAGAACUUCGUCAAGGGCAGCGAGCGCCACGGCCGGCACGCCUACGCCGAGAUCGCAGAGGAGAUCGGCAACACCGAGAUCGACGAGGCCGAGGUCAAGAAGUACGCCAAGGUCUUCUGGGCGCGCAUCAACGAGCUGGCCGAUCACGAGCGUGUGCUCAAGCGCAUCGAGGACGGCGAGGCCAAGAUCCUGAAGAUCGAGCGCAACGAGGCGACGCUCGAGAAGUUCAUCAAGCAGUACAAGGCGCCCCUGACGCAGCUCAAGCUCACGUACAGCGGCUCGACGAAGGGCAAGGCGUACUCGGAGGACGAGGACCGCUUCCUGCUGUACAGCCUCUCGCAGCACGGCCUGCGCGCUGAUGACACGUGGGAGAAGAUGAAGACAGACAUUAACAACCACCCGGGCUUCCGCUUUGACUGGUUCAUCAAGAGCCGGACGCCUGCCGAGCUCUCACGGCGAGCCACGACGCUGCUGUCGCUCAUCCUCAAGGACGACACGGACGGCAGCUCCGAGGUGGGCAAGCCGGGCCGCAAGAAGCGCGGCGCCGCCGAUGCGCUCGGCGACACCUCGUCGCGCGCCUCGACGCCCGCCGGGCCCGUGAAGCGCGCCAAGAAGUGAUCUCCCCCGCCUCGCUGCGCUCUAGACCCGCCAUCUCCUGCUUCCUGUCCCUUCUCCUGCACCCUGCAUGCUACACACUCAGUCAUCGACGACGCCAGGCGCAAUGUGAGAUGCGUUACAUCAC